This is a messenger RNA of Penicillium psychrosexuale, 1386 nucleotides long. RefSeq lists its product as uncharacterized. Gene Ontology annotation, biological process: amino acid transmembrane transport. The coding region runs from base 1 to 1386 and encodes 461 amino acids. The record is from RefSeq and is a predicted model, not a curated record. Gene Ontology annotation, cellular component: vacuolar membrane. The transcript is spliced from 8 exons. Gene Ontology annotation, molecular function: amino acid transmembrane transporter activity. Lineage: Eukaryota; Fungi; Ascomycota; Eurotiomycetes; Eurotiales; Aspergillaceae.
AUGGCAGAUUAUCGCCAUUAUCCCCUCGCAAAUGACGUCGACAACAGGAGUUAUUCAACAGAGAAAGAAGAGGAGAACCGAUCGGGAGAUGUGAUCUCUCACCUCGCAGACCCAUUCGGGGAUGAACAUGAUGCCGAAAUUAAGUAUCGGACGUUACAAUGGUGGCAAUGUGGCAUGAUCAUGAUCGCGGAAACCGUCUCCCUCGGUAUUCUGUCUCUUCCAUCGGCUGUCGCAGUCCUAGGCCUUGUGCCUGCAAUCAUUCUUAUUGUCGGACUCGGUGUAGUCGCAACGUACACUGGAUAUGUCAUCGGCCAAUUCAAACUCAGAUACCCGCAAGUACAUAGUAUGGGAGAUGCUGGGGAGGUGAUGUUCCAUCCUCUUGGUCUAGCUCGCUUUGGUAGGGAGUUCUUGGGAACGGCGCAGCUGCUUUUUCUCAUAUUUGUCAUGGGCAGUCAUAUCUUGACUUUCAGUGUUAUGUUGGAUACAGUAACAGACCAUGGGACUUGCUCGAUUGUAUUUGGGAUCGUUGGCUUAGUUGUCUCCUUCGUCUUUUCCUUGCCUCGAACUCUUCGCAAGGUUUCGUGGUUCUCGUUUGCUUCCUUCGCAAGCAUUAUUGCCGCUCUCCUGAUUACUAUGAUCGCUAUUGCUAUCCAGCGCCCCGGUGAUGACAAAGUAGACGCGACUACAACUGUCAGUCUUUCAAAGGCGUUCCUUGCAGUGACGAAUAUUGUAUUUGCUUAUGCUGGGCACGUGGCUUUCUUCGGCUUUAUUUCAGAGAUGGAGACUCCAACGGACUAUCCUAAGACCCUCUACAUGCUCCAAAUAACCGAUACGAGUAUGUAUGUGAUAGCUGCUGUUGUUAUAUAUAUCUACGGUGGGAGGGAUGUGCAGUCACCCGCCCUGAGCUCGACAAAGCCUAUAACAGCAAAGAUUGCAUAUGGAAUUGCCAUUCCUACGAUUGUCAUAGCCGGUGUCAUCAAUGGGCAUGUCGCAUCGAAAUACGUUUACGUCCGUCUUUUCCGAAACACAAAUCACAUGAAGCAGCGCACAUUCCUCUCGGUCGGGUCCUGGGUUGCGAUCAGUCUUGUGUUAUGGGUGAUAGCCUGGAUUAUUUCUGAGGCAAUUCCUGUGUUCAAUACUUUGCUGAGUCUGAUCACUUCCCUUUUUGCUAGCUGGUUUACCUAUGGCCUGAGUGGUAUAUUCUGGCUGUUCCUGAAUCGAGGCCAGUAUGGGGCGUCCUGGAAAAAGAUGGUUCUAACUGUUGUCAACCUGGUGGUUAUCGGGAUUGGUGCUUGCUUGUGUGGCAUGGGCCUUUGGGUUUCCGGUAAGGCAAUGCACGAUGAUUCCAGUGGUGCCAGCUUUUCAUGUACUGCCAGAAGUGGAUGA